UUUAACUCGUAAUACGGGUGGAGAAAAGAACCGCCGUUCUGAACUAGUGCUUCGGUUUUCACGCUCACGCUUCUAGCUAAUAUAUCCAAAAUGUCUGGAAGAGACGGAGGUAAGAAGAAACCCCUCAAGGCUCCUAAGAAACAAGCCAAGGAGCUGGACGAGGAUGACAUUGCCUACAAGCAGAAGCAGAAGGAGGAGCAGAAAGCCUUGGAAGCGAUGAAAGCCAAAGCAGCAGGAAAAGGACCCUUAGGUGGUGGUGGAUUGAAGAAGUCUGGGAAGAAAUGAACUGAAAUGUGUUAAGUUUCCUGCAUUUGGGAACUGUUCUGUCAAAACGCUGUUCGAUUCUGCUCUGGGGCCACAAAUGCAAAUGUACACAAACUAGCUUUUUUUUUUUUUUUUAAUACCCUCCUGAGAGGAUAAGAGGAAAAACACGUAAAUAAAGUUUUGUACGCAUUUUGUCUGGAUUCACACUCUGUUUAUUGCAUAAAUAGAGAUGCAAAACAAACAUGUAAGCUCUCAGAUUUUAAAAAGUACUUUUUAAUUUCAAGCAUUUCAGCCAUGCGUUUAUCAUCAGAAAACUGGUUCCUUUUUCCAGGUCCUCAGCCAGUGUUUUCUUUCUCCUGCCGUCAUCUAUUUCCUCCAUGUGGCAGAGCCUAAAGCAAGAGUAUUUUUUUUUUUUUUAUUAUAUAUAAAGAAGUUUGAAGUGACUCAUGUAUUAGAUUACAGUUGGUGAUGGGGAUGUACAAAAUAAAGAAUUAUGCUGCUUA
This is a messenger RNA of Neoarius graeffei (lesser salmon catfish), 767 nucleotides long. RefSeq names its product translation machinery associated 7 homolog (gene tma7). The transcript has 4 exons. The record is from RefSeq and is a predicted model, not a curated record. NCBI's taxonomy places the organism in Eukaryota, Metazoa, Chordata, Actinopteri, Siluriformes, Ariidae. The coding region runs from base 91 to 285 and encodes 64 amino acids.